AUGCAUGAGGGUUCUGUGGGUGUUAUCUUUCCCCCCAUUAAUUUCCCCAUUGAGCAACUGUUCCCCAUCCCCCAUCCUUUCCCUCCCCACCUAUGCGCCGUGUUGCCAUGCGAAUCUCCUCUGUCCUGCACCUCCCCAUCACCAUCUCCCGAUCAUCAUCUGUCAUCCCCAUAUUUACCUCCCCCCAUCUCCCCCCCAUUUCCCCAUCUUCUCCCCCCCUUCACCGCCACCCCAUCAACCCCACCAUCAACUCGCCGUGUUGCCAUGCAUGUGCACCAGCGAAUCCCCUCUGCCCUGCGCCUCUCCAUCACAUCUGUUUCCAUCAGCCAUCAUCCCCCUCUUAUCCCGGCAUCUCCCUACCAUCUCCUCCCUACGUUUCCCCAUCAACCCCUCCUCCCAGCGCGCCGUGUUGCCAUGCAUGUGCACCAGCGAAUCCCCUUUGCCCUGCGCCUCCCCAAUCACCAGUUCCCGCUCACCAUCUCCCCAUCAUCCCACCCAUCCCCAUUAUCCCCCCCGUCAGCGCGCCGUGUUGCCAUGCAUGUGCACCAGCGAAUCCCCUCUGCCCUGCGCCUCCCAUGGGAGGGGGCAGUUGAGGGGGAACAGCAAGGGGUGGGCGAGGAGGAAGAGGAGGACGACAAGGGGGGAAGGCGGGCGUAUUUUGUGCAUCGUGUUCACAUCAGUAUGGGCAGGAAGGCAGAUGAAGAUGGAAGAAAGCAUGCAAGCGAGGAUGCUAGAGGGAGUGACACUAAGGAGGAUGGCAGUGAACGUGACUGUAAGGAGCGUGAGGGAAGCAGAGGGGUAGCUGAGGAGGAGGAGGAGGAGGAGGAGGAGGAGGAGGAGGAGGAGGAGAAGACUCCAUCAGGCCUCGGCUCUGCCCAAGAAACCUCCCGGUUUCUCCUCUUAUGCGUGGGGGAACUUGGUCCAGAGUGUGGGGCGGCGAUGUUCGGACUGUUCCCGAAAGGAGUGGGCCAUGCGACAGUGCAGCUGACUCCCAUGGGCCGUGUGGUGCUCUCUGCCAGUCAGGUAUGCGACCUUGUGUACCUUUGCUGCACGCCUGUCGUCCCCCCUCUCCCUCCUCCCCCACCUGCUUCCCUUGCACGCUCAUCUCCUCAUGUUCUUCUACACGCUUCUCAUCUGCACCUUCCCAUUGCUCUUCCCCUCCCCCACCCACCCUCCAACUUUCCCUCUGCCCGCACCUACUUACAUGUCCUUCCAUGCACAUCUCUUCCGCAUACCUUCCCCCAUUGCUCUUCCCCCAUUGCUCUUCCCCCAUUGCUCUUCCCCCAUUGCUCUUCCCCUGUCCCCGCCCUCCCCACUACCCGCGCCUGCUUCCCUCCCUUGCAGGCGCGUCUGCUCAUGUCCUUUCACGCGCAUCUCUUUGCCACUCUCCUGCGCCGCUGCCGCCGCUGCUGCCAAUCCGCACCCAUUCCUAGUGCUGGCCGUGGCAGUGCUGCCCUUGACAAUGUUUCCCCUAGCACUGCUUCCCAGUACCAGCCAUCCCCGUUUUGGAAUGGCUCGUUGCACUAUUUAGUUGCUCCGGUGGCUCAACCGUUGUCGAUGGGCAGUCCCUGCCAGGGUGCUGCUGCUGCUGCGGGUAUGGCUGCAGCAGCAGCAGCAGCUGCUGCCGCUGGUGUUGCUGCUACCACUGCUGCUGGAACUGCUGGUGCUGCAGCUACUGCUUCUGCUGGAACUGCUAGUGCUUCUGCUGUUGAGAUGGCUGCUUCUCGUGGUGGUGGUGGUGCUGCUGGUGCUGGUGCUGGUGCUGAUACUGAUACUGCUGCUGCUGUUUGCGGCGACACAGACACGACUGAAGCCGACUUUGCUGGGCCAGAGGGAAAGAAGAGGAAGCUGUGGGGAGUGAAGCUGGGUGGGAGUAAGGUGGAGGGCGAUGGAGUGCGGUGCGGAGGAGUAAAGGGUUCAUUUGGAGAAAAGGGAGAGGCAAGGUCGGAUAUGGAUGUGUCUGGAAAGGAGGAAGAAGGGGAGGAGUUGAAGGGAAAGGGGAGGGGUCGGGGCGAAGGGGAGGAGUGGAAGGAGGUGUCGCGUGCGGCGAUCGACUGGGCUGUAGUCAUGUCUGUUGCUGAUGCUUCUCUGUGGCUGGUAGAUGCUACAGAGGGGGGUGAGGGGAUGGGGGAGGCGACGAGGGUGGGGGGGGAGAGGAGCGUGGGGGAAGAAGGGAGAAUGGGAGAGGAGAGAGUGGGGGAGGAAAGGGAAGGGGAAGAGGAGGGGAUGCAACCAAAACGAGGAACCAAAGUACAAGGGGGUCGAGGAGAGCAAAGGAACAGGCAAGGAGACCGAGAAGAGCAGUGCGAGCAGGGGGCAGGAGAGCGAGAAGCCACAGAGGAGCAGGGGCGUGAUGGGUUGCACUGUGAGCAGCAGCAGGGGCUGAGAGUGCUGGGGCGGCACAUGCAGAGACAGAGCCUAGAGGAGCAGCUGGAAGCUGUGGAGCGCAUGAGAGGGUGUGUGGUUGUCGCCAGGCACACUGGAAGAGGGCGCGUUGACAGCUCUCAGCAGGGGCUGAGAGUGCUGGGAGGACACAUGCAGAGACAGAGCCUGGAGGAGCAACUGGCUGCAGUGGAGCGCAUGAGAGGGUGUGUGGUUGUCGCCAGGCACACUGGGUGGCUGUAUCGCGUGUCUCGGGGGGAGGCGGGGAGGGAUGAGGGUAAGAAGGAAGAGGGGAAGGAUGGGGAGGGGGAAGGGGAGGCUCGGGAGGAGGAGGUUGGAGGAGAGGGCGUGUUGACAGCUCUGAGUCCCUUCCCUAAUGAAGGCUAUUCGACGUUCGAGGAGUAUUUCAGAGAGAGGCACGGUGUGCGACUGGUGUGCUCCCAUCUGCCUCUGCUGCUCAUGCGCUCGCUUCCCUCUGCCAAGGCCUGCCUCAAGCUGCCCUCACCAAACGACAUGCCUAAAGCACCCCUCCACCCCACUCCUCCUCCUCCGCCUCCUCUCGCCUGCUCUCCGAACCGCCUCGCUGCUCUGUGCUGCCCUCAUUGCGUCCCUCUGUGCUCUUCCUUCACCACAGCUUCUUGUGCUCACCCUUUUUCCUCUCCUCCCUCCAUACCCACUCCCCCCCUCCCUCUCUCCCCUCUCCCCCGCGCACCCUCCCACCAUCACUCCUACAGCCUCCAAGACCACUCCUACAUCCUCCUCCCCCUCCUCCUCUCGCCCAUUCUCCGUGCUGCUCCCCCCCGAACUGCUCCAUCCACUCAUGGCCUUCCCUCUCUACCAGGCCACCUCGCUGCUGCCCUCUGUGCUGCCCUCCGUGCUGCUCCCUGUAAUGCUUUAUCCCUCCAAGACCACCCCACACCCCGCCUCCUCCCCCUCCUCCUCCUCUCGCCCAUUCUCCGUGCUGCUCCCCCCCGAGCUGCUCCAUCCACUCAUGGCCUUCCCUCUCUACCAGGCCGCCUCGCUGCUGCCCUCUGUGCUGCCCUCCUUGCUGCCCUCGCUGCUGCCCUCUCCUCCAAGACCAGCACCCUUUCCUCUUCCUCCUCCCGCCCAUUCUCCGUGCUGCUGCCCCCCGAGCUACUCCAUCCGCUCAUGUCCUUCCCUCUCUACCAGGCUGCCUCGCUGCUGCCCUCUGUGCUGCACCGCCUGCACGGGCUUCUGCUAGCAGGAGAAUUAAGGGACAGAAUUGGCCGGGAGGCUCAAAUGGAAGUGAUUCUCUCAAAGCUUCCAGUCACUAGGGUGAGUGUGAUGCCCCUCCCUGCUGCACACCCUGUCGCGCUCGCUGCUGUCCUCCGUGCUGCACCGCCUGCGCAGGCUUCUGCUAGCAGGAGAGUUAAGGGACAGGAUUGGGGUGGGACUGGCCCUGCUUCUUUCGCUGAGGUGACUUUUGAGUCGACUCAAAAGUCACCUCAUGGGACCGGCCCUGCUUCUUUCGCUGCUGCCCUCCGUGCUGCACCGCCUGCAGGGGCUGCUGCAGGCAGGGGAGAUCCACUUUCCACUCACUCUUUGUGCUGCGCCUUCCCCUUGAUCCCUCUCCCCUCUCCCCCCUCUCUGCAGCUCCUUCACGCCCCAAGUGCCCAGUCCACGGGGAAGGGCUUUUCCUAUGAGAGGGACGAGCUGCUGGGGGAGCUGCUUACUUUUGAGUCGACUCAAAAGUCAGCUUUUGAGUCGACUCAAAAGUCCCUCUCCCCUCCCCCCCCUCUCUGCAGCUCCUUCACGCCCCAACUCCUGCACGCGAUAGCAGCAUGCUCAAGAGGAGAGGGCUUCUCCUACGAGAGGGACGAGCUACUGGGGGACUGCUACCACCAGGGGUGGGGCAUAUGUACUGUCUUCUUCAAGGCAGGGCUCCUGCAUGCCAUAACGGCCUACUCAACUGGUGAGGGCUUUUCCUACGAGAGGGACGAGCUGCUGGGGGAUUGUUUUCUCAAGGCGGCGCUCAGCUCACAUCUUUUUCGCGAGCUGCCCGGCGCACAUGAGGGCGUGCUGACUCAGCGCCGCACCGACGCUAUCAGCAACGAGGCGCUGCUAUCAACUGCCAGGGAGAAGAAGCUGCAUGUGAGUAGGGAGAUAGCAGAAAGAACCGGUGGGUGGGUCAAGCGAGAGUAUCUGCGGGCCAGGAUAUUCACAGCAGGGAAGUGGCACGUGCCAGGCGAAGGUGUUGAGAGCGGUGGAAGCAGCAAGGUGGGAGGAAUCAACCACAUGAAAGCAUUGAACCCGCUACCUCCCUUGGUGGUGGUAUCCCCGCCUCCUGUGCGCGUGUCUGGGAAGGCUUUAGCUGAUUUGGUGGAAGCUCUGGUGGGGUGUGUGUGGGACACGUGUGGGGCUGCUGCUGCUACACGUGUCAUGGCCUGGUUGGGUCUUCCGGUGGGGCUGUCUGGAUUUGAGGGGGUGGAUGUGGGUCGAGGAGAGAGGGAGAGAGUGGCUGGGAGAGCGGGUGGUGAGGUGUGUGGAGGGGUGGGUGAAGGGGUGUGUGGAGGGGUGGGUGAAGGGGUGUGUGGAGGGGUGGGUGAAGGGGUGUGUGGAGGGGUGGGUGGAGGGGUGUGUGAAGGGGUGGGUGGAGGGAGGAGUGGGAAGAGUGUGGAAGGAAACGAGGGAGAGGUGUGUGUGGGUGGGAAUGGGGAGAAAACCGCAGAGGACAUAGGAGCGAGGGGUUCUGAUACAGAUGAGUUGAUGAUUGAAGAAAGUGGGAGAAAGGAAGGAGAGGAAGGACGAGCGAGGGGAGAAGAGGAGGGAGGGGAGGAGGAAGGAGAGCAGAGAGAGGAGGAGGGUGGAGGCGAGAAGGGGCUGUCUGGAGUGAGGGAGAUAGAGAAGGCACUGGGAUAUGAGUUCAGAGAUAAACGGCUGGUGCUGGAGGCCCUAACCCAUCCCAGCUUCGUCAACUGGGCCUCUGACGAAGUCGUCACGUGUUACCAGGCACUGGGGUACGAGUCAAGGGAUAAGUGGCUGGUGCUGGAAGCCCUAACCCAUCCCAUCUUCGUCAACUGGGCCUCUGACGAUGCAGUCUCGUGCUACCAGGUGAGCUAUUUGAGACAGCAGCUCAUGUCAAAGGGGUUGUGUGGGGCGAGGAAGGUAGAGGCGGCACUGGGACACGAGUUCAGGGACAAGCGGCUGGUGCUGGAAGCCCUGACUCACCCCAGCUUCGUCAACUGGGCCUCUGACGAAAUGGUGACGUGUUACCAGCUGCACGUGCAGCACCCGCACCAGACGCCACGUCAGCUCACCUUUCGCCGCGCCGCGCUCGUCAACAACGAGAACCUCUCCCGCAUCGCCACGUCAGCCGUUUCUGCUGCUGGUGCCACGUCAGCAGGAGGCUCGGGAUUGGCCCUGCACCGCCACAUCAGACAUUUCUCGGUCCACCUGGGCGGGGAGAUUGCAGCGUUUGUGAGGGACCGAGAGGAGAGGAGGGAGAGGGAAAGGAGGAUCACCAGCUUGGAGGUGUCUCACAAGGGGUUUGCGGACAGUGCAAUGGGGGAAGGGGAGAUGGAGGAGGGGGGAGAGAGGGAGCGGGGGAAGCAGAGGAAGGAGGUGGAGCGAGAGGAGGAGGGUGGAGAGGAGGGGGGAGAGGAGGGGGGAGAAGAGGGGGGAGAGGAGGGGAGGAGGGAGAAGCUGGAUGGAUACUUUGGGGAGGGCGGAGUGCAGGCUCCUAAGGCAAUAGGAGACGUGCUCGAAUCCCUGGUGGGGGCGACUCCGGUCGACUGUGGGUUUGACACCGAGAGGGUGUGGGGGCUCUUUUCCCAGUUCUUCCCCACCCGUGUCACUGCUGCCUCUGCUCUGCGCUUAUUCCCUUAA
Molecule: messenger RNA, 6228 nt
Organism: Closterium sp. NIES-65
Lineage: Eukaryota; Viridiplantae; Streptophyta; Zygnematophyceae; Desmidiales; Closteriaceae
Source: the annotation of a GenBank genome assembly